CGAAACCGGAAGCGGUACCGGGGAGAGAGAGCCUGAAACCGGAAGCUUCAGGAGACACACCGGUGUGACGGGUCUGACAGCAGAGCUGCGCAUCCUGAUAGAGCUUGUGGUUUUGUCGUGUAUCUCAGAAACUGUCAGAUUGGGGUGCCCCAAUGCCGCUGGGACUUGGCCGUAAAAAGAAGGCUACUCCUCUUAUGGAGGAGGAAGAUGUUGGGGAACGCAGCUCAUUGGCAGUGUCGCAAACAGGUGGUGUGUCUGGUGGGACUCUCUCACCGGUUGCUCCCGGCUUGCCGCCUCCUGCCCUUGCCCUGCGCCCUCGGUUGGUUUUCCACGCUCAGCUUGCACAUGGCAGUCCGACAGGCAGAAUUGAGGGAUUCAGCAAUGUGAAGGAGCUGUAUGCAAAGAUAGCGGAGGCAUUCAAUUUGUCUCCAGGGGAGGUUAUGUUCUGUACUCUGAAUACUCACAAACUGGACAUGGAUAAGCUUCUCGGAGGCCAGAUUGGUUUGGAGGAUUUCAUCUUUGCUCAUGUACGAGGACAGAAGAAGGAGCUAGAAGUCUAUAAAUUUGAGGACUCCCUUGGACUCACAAUCACUGAUAAUGGAGCUGGCUAUGCCUUCAUUAAGCGUAUCAAGGAGGGCAGUACUAUCGAUCGCAUGCAGCUAAUUAAUGUUGGAGACCUUAUCGAAUCCAUCAAUGGAAAAAAUCUGAUCGGUUGUCGUCAUUUUGAGGUGGCCAGGACUCUGAAAGAACUUCCUCGAGGGAAAACCUUCACUCUGAAACUGUGUGAACCAAGAAAGGCAUUUGACAUGAUUGGUCAACGUUCCGGAUCCACUGCUGUCAAUUCUGGUGUAUCACACUCUGGUAGAGGAACCUUGCGUCUCAGAGCCAAGGGGCCACCCACAGUGGAAGAACUGAUGUCCGUUAUUGAAGAGAAAGCGGUGCAGAAGGUGGAUGAUCUUCUAGAGAGCUACAUGGGGAUCCGAGACAGCGAGUUGGCUGGCACAAUGGUGGAGCUGGGCCUGGAUAAACACAACCCUGAUGAUUUCUCUCAAGCCUUAGACCGCACUCUGGGGGACUUUGCCUUUCCAGAUGAGUUUGUAUUUGACGUGUGGGGGGCAAUAGGAGAUGCCAAGGCUGGACGAUACUAACUUUACACCAGCCAUCCUAAAGCACUUCCCUGAUGGGGCUACUGAAUCCAUCCUCGUCUUCAACACUAAGAAAUGCUUUGUUCACAGCUGGGGUUUGGUGGUUGUAUGAGGGUUGCACAAACUUAAAUGGCCAAUGUAUGGCCUGCAUCUAGCAAUAAAAUGGACAUGCCUGCAGUUGGACCCAUACUGUUAUACCAGCAGCAGAAAUGGUUUCUCUUGGGUUAACUGCACAAGCACAGCCCUGCUAUCUGAAGGGACCGUGAAGAGUUAACUGGUUCUAAAUGCGUCCAAGUGAAAGACUAAACAUCUUAAAUAAUGGGUUAUUUUACCCUUGUAAGAAUCAUUAAAUAAUGUACUAGUUGCUAAUCCCUUUUCCCGUACAAAGUAAGUGGAUGCUGUGAAGAUUCUUUUAGAAACUCAAGUGUGUUUUCAAUUAGGUCAUCCUUUUCCUCAUAGUGAGGAUUUACACACCAACUAUCUGUUCGUAACAUGACAUGCCGACUGCAAACCUUUCAGUAUUUAUAGAGAGUCCCUGACACUGGCUGUUUUGAGUUACUCAUAUGGACAAGGUUUAAAAACAGGUUUUAUAAAGUCUGAAGAUAAUGUUUUAAAUGAGGUUCCUAAGGCCUUUGGAAUCUCCCUCCUAUGGGAGAAGAUGUCAAGGACCCGAAUAUUAAGUGCCAGUGGAAUAACGUAUAUGAUGUCAUGGAGUCUCAUGGAGGUUAAAAGAUUUAAUUAUAUAACACUUAAGGCAAAGUGUAUCUUUUGGGCAUUUUUCUGUUGCAUAACAAUAGGUUGCCACAAAUGGGAGACGUUGUUACUAAAUGCUAAAGGGACACUAUCUUGAUUUUUUUAUUUAUUUUUUUUGUGUGUUUGUUUAAUAAGAAUGUCGCAUAGAUUAGUGGUGAAAAAACUAAACUAUACUUUAUAUGUGGGAGUUAAGGUUUCACUACACCCCGUUUAUUGCUUUGGGGGAGGUUUUGUUACAAUUUUAUACUGUCCAUAGUGGUUUUAAAAUAGAGCUGGUACUGGCAAGUAUUAAGAGAAAAGUAGGCUGAAAAAAAUAAAUUAAAAUAAACGUGUGUCUUUUGUUCUCUAUUACAUUUGAUUGAUUGCUAGUCCCGUGGCCAAUAUUCUGUGUUGUAUUUUCAUUUUAUAUUUAAAAAAAUAAAUAAAAAUUACAGUGAUCAUUUCUGUAACAGCAUUGUAUGGGGAGGUUUUCUGUUAGUACCGCACACACAUAGCUGAGAGGGAUGACUUGAAGAUGCUUAGAGUAUAAUUGAUUUAGAUUUCUAAGCAAAAGUGAUUUGUAAUGAAUACAAAGUCUGAAAAAAAAAACUAUUUCAGCAAUCCUUAAUCUAGAUUCAUUACAUUGCUUUUUGUUCUGCGAAUUAAAGUUACACUCCAGGCCAGAUCUGA
Messenger RNA from Pelobates fuscus (common spadefoot toad), 2567 nucleotides. RefSeq names its product GIPC PDZ domain containing family member 1 (gene GIPC1). The record is from RefSeq and is a predicted model, not a curated record. The coding region runs from base 153 to 1148 and encodes 331 amino acids. The transcript is spliced from 7 exons. Lineage: Eukaryota; Metazoa; Chordata; Amphibia; Anura; Pelobatidae. Gene Ontology annotation, molecular function: protein binding.